This is a messenger RNA of Penicillium soppii, 975 nucleotides long. Its product is annotated as putative FHA domain protein SNIP1. Gene Ontology annotation, cellular component: nucleus. Gene Ontology annotation, biological process: maintenance of RNA location; mRNA splicing, via spliceosome. The transcript has a single exon. NCBI's taxonomy places the organism in Eukaryota, Fungi, Ascomycota, Eurotiomycetes, Eurotiales, Aspergillaceae. Gene Ontology annotation, molecular function: mRNA binding; protein binding. The record is from RefSeq and is a predicted model, not a curated record. The coding region runs from base 1 to 975 and encodes 324 amino acids.
AUGACUGGGUCUAGCGAUGAACGCCACGAACGCCGGCGGCGCUCUGUAACCUCACCCUCCGAUCCCAACCGCGAGCGUCGGCGACAAGAUGCACCCAAAGACGACUACCCCUCAAGCUCAAGACGGCGUGACGAAGAUCGUCGGAAUUCUCGCCGAGACAACCCCCGACACAGGUCAUCCCGCAGUCCACACGAAAGGACUAGCGGCCGAAGUGACCGCGAUCGGCCCAGACACGAGCGCAGAGAACGAUCAAGUUCGGCGGGCGAUGAUCGCCGCAGACACAGACACAGCAGCCACCGACACCGCGAUACCCGCCGUGAAGAUGAGGGACGGUCAUCUCGGAGGCAUCGUGAUGUGCGAUCACGCUCUCGCUCUCCGCGGAAAUCACGCAGCCCUCCAGCACGAGCAUUAGAACGAAGCGGCCCGCUACCCUCACAAAGCGACGCCUUCACGGUUGUGGCCAACCCUUCAGAUGCACUUGCGCCCGAAAAGCAAAAACCAAACUUCAAAUCUACAGGUAGAUUGGCAGCGGAAAGCAACACUGUUCAAGUCGAUGGCGGUGGAGGAAUCGUCUUGAAAUACCAUGAGCCUCCAGAGGCACGCAAGCCACCGUCCAAGGAAGCUUGGCGUAUUUACGUGUUCAAGGGGAAAGACUUGCUGGAAACGGUCGAAUUGGUGGAGCGCAGUUGCUGGUUGAUCGGCCGAGAGCGAAUGGUGGUAGAUUUCCCUCUCGAUCAUCCCAGUUGCUCGAAGCAGCAUGCUGUGUUGCAAUUCCGGUUUGUUGAGAAGCGCAAUGAAUUUGGUGAUCGCAUCGGCAAGGUCAAGCCCUAUAUUCUUGAUCUCGAGAGUGCAAACGGCUCUAGUGUCAAUGGAGAGGCGAUCCCCGCUGGUCGCUACGUUGAAGUUAUGGACAAGGAUGUAAUUCGCUUUGGACUAAGCUCGCGCGAGUACGUGCUCAUGUUACCCCCAGUUUGA